GUACUCCAUCGUCCUGACGGCCACGUCCAACGCAAACCUGGUUUUGUUCUUGUACAUCGGCCUCGCGCAGACCUUCACCGGUAUGCUAUUGCCGCUCAGCGUUCUCAAGGACGACUCUAGACACUCGAAGUCGCUGACCAGGAACGCCACCAGGUACGUGGACAUCGGCGGCGAUGCUUCGAAGAACGUCGCUACGGCGGACUCGUCCUCCUUCAUCGUCUCCGUUCUCUGCAACAAUCGUGCGCCGAGCUCCAGGUUUCCGUAGGCGACGGUUCCGACUCACCGAUACUGGCAUGUUCGACAACGCGUGGUACAGCUUCUCGGUGUGAAGAGUGCGGAUCAGGAACGUGGCCUUGAACCGCGGCUCGUCGAAGCAGGGAAAAGCGGUUCUCGCGUAGGUUGGCUCGAACUGAGUGCUCGCCAAGUCUCUGCGAAUAAUUUGAAUCAGCGUUACCUCUGGAAAGCUGGUAGAUCUGGCCUACCUGGUGGAUCCGCCGGGGUCGGUGUAUUUGCUCAGAUAGAACCCGGUCAAUUUUCUCUUUAGACUGCCCGUGAAAUUUAUCUUUAGAUAGUACUGGCCGGAUAGAGCGACGUCGAGCGUCCUGAUGACCAGCAUUUCGCGUUGAUCUAUCACUGUCACCGACUUCAGGGGCACCUCUACUCGCGACGCUCGAGAGUACAACUUCGUCGAAAGUAUGGUCAGGUUGCUCGAGUGUAGCACGAUGGAGCUUCGAGCCUGCGGAGAUCAAUGUCCGGAAUAGGAAGCGUAGGAUCUUAAGAAAAGCGAUCUAACGUUAGAUAUCUCCAUGUCGAUGCGAAUGGAUCCGUGGAAAUCGUGGUUCUGGAAAUCGGGCGCGAUCGCGAUCACAUAAUCGCUGGGCACCACGUCAUCUGGCAGCCGUUUGUCAACGGGCAAAUCAUUCUCGUGGUGGCCCACUGAUCGCGCGAUCAUCGUAAUUAAGACGAGCAGCCGGCCGCUCAUCAUCUUUUUCACAACAAAGACCGCCUGUUCGAGCGAGCUUUUUAUCGGCGACAACCUCGAAACUAACUCUUCGUUCACCGAGCCUGAUUAAGAGUUUCUGAUUGAAUGUGCUCCGGGGGCCGCCGAUCGCCAGAUUGGUUAGCCGAUCCACACUCGAGACUCACUUCAGCGGGCUACGGAAAAAAUAUCCAAUCGAAGAUUAUCGCGUAUCUCUCCUUGCAAUACUUCUCGCAUUCUGUUGCGGUGAAAAGGAUUGCAAUGUUUUCAUUUUACGACAGAUUUUAUCUUAUCGACAGAUUAUGGAUCGUCGGGAUGGCCAUAGCUUUGUAUUCUUAUUCGAGAUCUUUCGGAGGAAGCUGACCGAGUCGAUGGAUCACAGAUCGUUCCAGUGCCGAAAAGAGAACAGAGGCGCCUUGAUCAUUUUUUCUAAUCGAUUACGUAACCGCGGAUGAAUCUGUAGAAUGAAUAGCGUUCGCAUACGCUUAUGGCAGCCGAGUCCUCAACUUCCAGCAAAGAAUGCUACUCACAGAAGUGAAAGUAUAGAGAGCAGCAGACGCGUGCUCCGAAGCGGAGCGCCAAUGGAAGGCCCCUAGUGGACAAAGAGGGCCUUUCAGAUAAGACACAGACGAAGAUAAUUCACGGGGCCAAAGUAGGGGAAAUAUAUAAUCCCAGGCUAACCUUGGAAAGCGGUUAGUCUGCGGUUCUAGCUGGCAAUUCCACUCUGUCGCACGUGCAGUGAAUAAAAGUGUGAAGAACCGAAUUUCAGAGCAAUCUUUCUGGGCCUUACGUCUUUAGGAUCAGCGAAGAUGGCAAAGUACAAGUUGACGUAUUUCAACGUGAUGGGUCUUGGCGAGCCCAUCAGGUUCCUGUUGACCUACGGUGGCGUCGACUUCGAGGACGUCCGGUUGGAGCACUCGUCGCCCGAAUGGACGACAACGAAGACAACGACCCCGUUCGGUCAAGUGCCCACGUUGGAAAUCGACGGGAAAGUUUACUCGCAGACGCUGCCAAUCUGCCAAUACCUGGCCAAACAGUUUCGUUUGCGGGGGAAGACCGAUCUCGACGACCUGGAAAUCGACGGCAUCGCGAACGCCCUCCACGACUUUAGGAGACUCGUUAUAUCGAACUACUACAGGGAAACCGAUCCGGUCCUGAAAGCCAAAAAGAAGACGGACGUGUUCACCAGGGUGAUACCAUUCUAUCUGAACACGUUGGAAGCUCUGGUGCAGAAGAACGACGGAUACCUGCAUGGUGGACAGUUGAGCUACGCGGACCUCUUCUUCGUCGCUAUCUCGGACUCCAUAACCACCGCAUACGAGUCCGACAUUACGAAAGAGCAUCCCAACUUGAAGGCUUUAAAAGAGAAGAUUUUAUCCAUACCGAGCAUCAAGGCGUGGGUGGAGAAGAGACCGAAACUUCUGUAUUAAAGUAUUGUCACAGGGUAACCUGUCUAAUUCGUGCUCUCGUGCACACAACGAGAUUCUAAUCCUAAUAAAAGCAAAAAUAAACCACUCA
This is a messenger RNA of Megalopta genalis, 2497 nucleotides long. RefSeq names its product glutathione S-transferase S4 (gene GstS4). The record is from RefSeq and is a predicted model, not a curated record. Lineage: Eukaryota; Metazoa; Arthropoda; Insecta; Hymenoptera; Halictidae. Gene Ontology annotation, molecular function: glutathione transferase activity. Gene Ontology annotation, biological process: glutathione metabolic process.